This is a messenger RNA of Leucoraja erinaceus (little skate), 2168 nucleotides long. RefSeq names its product Krueppel-like factor 2. Gene Ontology annotation, biological process: regulation of transcription by RNA polymerase II. Gene Ontology annotation, molecular function: RNA polymerase II cis-regulatory region sequence-specific DNA binding; DNA-binding transcription factor activity, RNA polymerase II-specific. NCBI's taxonomy places the organism in Eukaryota, Metazoa, Chordata, Chondrichthyes, Rajiformes, Rajidae. The transcript has 3 exons. The coding region runs from base 305 to 1471 and encodes 388 amino acids. The record is from RefSeq and is a predicted model, not a curated record.
GCUCUGCCGGCCAGUGCUCGCUUUAUAUACUACUGCUAUAUUUAGGACAUUUACUCGCGUCCGACUCUCAUCCUGGACGUGUUUCCUGAGGCCGCUGCAAUUGGCUCAAGCUGACGGCUACAUCCUACCAAUCGUAGGACCUGCAGCGCAACUCAAACCCAGUACUUAAUGAGAGCGCGGAGUGAGCGCCGCUAAACCCUGUGCCGAGACUCUCACACAAACCCUCGCCACGCCGGCUGGAGUUAUCUAUGCUAACUUUUUAGUAGUUUUUAAAAAAGUGAAACCCUUUCCGCCAGAGACAGAGAUGGCGAUGAUUCUGCCGUCCAUCUCAACAUUUGCAAUCCCCAAGGUCUAUGACAAGCAAGGUUUUUGCGAUAGGUGGAAAAGCGACUCUGGAGCCAAAUUGACUCCAAUCCAUUUCGCCAUGACGGAGCCCCUGCCCAAUUCGGGGGCAUACACAGGAGGCAGCAGUGACGAUGAUGAUCUCAAUCUACUGGAUAUGGAUUUUAUUUUGUCCCACUCCAGCGGCACCUGUUCCGCCGACGGUCAGGACUAUCUCUUGUCCACGGAAGAUAACGGCCACUACUACCACAAGAGUGACUGCGACUCAUACGUCCCACAAGACCAGUUCAGCACCAUGAGCUUCCCAACCUGCAGCCUGAUGGACGAACUGCUGCGCCCCGAUGCCACCCCGGAGUACUGCCAAUCCAACGCCAUCCAAGGUCGCUUCGUCUUCACUCAGGUCUUCCCGGCUGAAGCGGCGCCCAAGAUUCCCAAAGUUGAGCCGAGCAUGGGGGGCUACGGGGAGCCCAUGUGCAUGAUGCCAAGGUCGGCUUGUCUCAGGAUCAAACAGGAGGACCCCAUGUCGUGCAUGGUGGCGUACAACGAGCAGCAGCAGCGACUGGGCAGCCCAGCGCACGGCGGCGGCGGCGGGGGCAGCGUCACUCCUCCGCUCAGCCCCGGCGACCUGAUGAACUCCGAGGCUCACCAGAGCCAGCUGAUGUGCCCUCCCGGCUUGCCCUACCAGCCCGGCUACCCCUUCCCUCGCCACCAGUUGCACUACCCCAACCAGUACGGCCUCUUCGACGACUCGGUCAGCCUGCAGCCCAGCCCGGCGCCGAGGGCCAUGUUGACACCGCCCUCCUCGCCCCUCGAGCUUCUGGAUAGUAAACCCAAGCGGGGCCGGCGUUCCUGGCCCAGGAAGCGGACAGCGGCGCACACCUGCACCUACAGCGGCUGCGGGAAGACCUACACCAAGAGCUCGCAUCUCAAAGCCCAUCUCAGGACACAUACAGGUGAGAAGCCCUAUCACUGCACUUGGGAAGGUUGCGGCUGGAAGUUUGCCCGCUCCGACGAGCUGACCCGUCACUACCGCAAACACACGGGCCACCGCCCAUUCCAGUGCCAGAUGUGCGAGAGAGCCUUCUCCAGAUCCGACCAUCUCGCUCUACACAUGAAGAGACACAUCUGAGACCACAAGCAGCAAAUUCUCUGGUAACUUCAGAAAGUUCAGACUUUUACCCGAAUGCGUCUUUUCACAAGCAAGGACAUUAUUUAAGAACCAACGGACGGCGAACGUUUCACUGGGGAUCUGUAGCUGGUACUACCGCCCUGGAGAGGGGCUACGGUCGGAGACUUUGGGCCGGGGAGAGGUGACACGGAGCGAGCCGUGGUCCUGACGAUCCGUCUUCAACAUACACGCGCGUCCCCAACUCGCUGGGUACCUCAAUGGGUAUACGGACUGGACGGGAUGCUUCUGAGUGCGAAGCAGAUCAACCCUGCCGCUUGUUUGAAGGGCUUUGACGAGGUUACACACAGAAAGUCGCCACUUUCUCGUAACCGAGGGAAUUCGGUUCAUUAACGGAACUCGGCGCAUCUCACUUGCCCCAGUUGUAGCCGGGUAAUAAGCUUCGAAACGAAUUUUGUAUCAUUCAUGUGUGUUCUAUUGCGUUGAGUUUUGAGGCGACCCGGCGACGGGUCUGAGCGAAUGUUGAGUUUGUCCGACGACCACUGGGACGAUGUUUCAGCCCAGCAGAGAGUAUCUGUGGUGCGCAUCUAUCUGCCCACCUCCGAGUCACACUAUACAGGGCUAGAUGUCUUGUAAUUGAGAAUUGUAUUUUUCAUGUUGUUAUAAAUAUAUUAUUUUGUAUUAAAAUUAUUGUAUUAUA